CCCAACUGGUCACUGGUGCGUAGCGGGCGGCAGCGCAGGUGCGGGCAGCAGUGAGCAGAGCCAGAGCGGGCGCCAGCCACCGGAGGCCCGGAGCGGCGGCCAUGUCGUCCGGCAAGGAGGCGAUCAUCGAGGUGGAGUCGGCGCCGCCGACGCCGCCCCCGCCGGUGUCCGCGCCGCCGUCGCGGGUGCACUCCCCCGCCGCGCCCGGCGGCCGGUCGCCGCUGCGCGCGAUGGCGACGCCGCUCGCCAGCCCCGUCCGGAAGGCGGUGGCCACCGUGCGGGGCUGCCUGGAGGAGGUCGGCCACAUCACGCGCCUCGCGGACCCGCGCGACGCCUGGCUGCCCAUCACCGAGUCCCGGAGCGGCAACGCCUACUACGCGGCCUUCCACAACCUCAGCUCCGGCAUCGGCUUCCAGGCGCUCGUGCUCCCCGCCGCAUUCGCCUCCCUCGGAUGGACGUGGGCGAUCACCUGCCUGACGCUGGCGUUCGCGUGGCAGCUCUACACGCUGUGGCUGCUCGUCAGGCUUCACGAGCCCGUCGCGGGCGGCGUCCGCUACAGCCGGUACAUGCACCUCGCCACGACGGUUUUCGGCGAGCGGUGGGCCAAGAUCCUGGCGCUGCUCCCGGUGAUGUACCUGUCGGCGGGGAUCUGCACGGCGCUCAUCAUCGUCGGCGGCGGCAGCAUGAAGAUGCUGUUCGGCAUCGCGUGCGGCGAGGCGUGCCUGGCGCAGCCGCUCACCACCGUGGAGUGGUACCUCGUCUUCAUCUGUGCGGCCGUGCUGCUGUCCCAGCUCCCCAACCUCAACUCCAUCGCCGGCGUGUCGCUGGUGGGCGCCACCGCCGCCGCCGCCUACUGCACCAUGAUCUGGGUCGCGUCCGUCGCCAAGGGGCGGGUGCCCGGCGUGUCCUACGACCCCGUCAAGGCCCCCAACGACGUCGACGCCGCACUGGGGAUCGUGAAUGGGCUCGGAAUCAUUGCCUUCGCUUUCAGGGGGCACAAUGUUGUACUGGAGAUUCAGGGCACCAUGCCGUCGACUCUGAAACAUCCUUCUCAUGUGCCCAUGUGGAAGGGCGUCAAGGUAGCCUACGCCAUCGUUGCGCUCUGCUUCUACCCACUCGCCAUCGGUGGCUUCUGGGCUUACGGAAACCAGAUCCCUCCGAACGGCAUCCUGAGCGCCCUGUACAAGUUCCACAGCCGCGACGUGUCCCGGCUGGUGCUGGGCAUCACCACGCUGCUGGUGAUCGUCAACUGCCUGACCACGUUCCAGAUCUACGCCAUGCCCGUGUACGACAACAUGGAGGCCGGGUACGUGCACAGGAAGAACCGGCCGUGCCCCUGGUGGCUGCGCUCGGGCUUCCGCGCCUUCUUCGGCGCCGUCAACCUCCUCAUCGCCGUCGCGCUGCCGUUCCUGUCGGAGCUCGCCGGCCUCCUGGGGGGGAUCUCGCUGCCGGUCACGCUGGCGUACCCGUGCUUCAUGUGGGUGGCGAUCAAGAAGCCGCGGAAAGGCACGGCGACGUGGAACGUCAACUGGGCCCUGGGGAUCCUAGGGAUGAGCAUAAGCUUCGUGCUCAUAGUCGGGAACCUGUGGGGUCUCGUGGAGAAAGGCUUGCGUGUGAAGUUCUUCAAGCCUGCGGAUUUCCAGUGAGCUUGUGCAAAUUGUCAAACACUUCGGGGGUCUUGAUUCGUAAUGAGAAAUAUGACGUUUGAUGUUGUGUAUCUUGACAAUUUUCAAGAAGCAAAGUUGAACUAA
Molecule: messenger RNA, 1751 nt
Organism: Panicum hallii
Lineage: Eukaryota; Viridiplantae; Streptophyta; Magnoliopsida; Poales; Poaceae
Product: lysine histidine transporter-like 8
Exons: 5
Coding region: 102-1646 (514 amino acids)
Cellular component (GO): plasma membrane
Source: RefSeq, a predicted model, not a curated record